This is a messenger RNA of Capsicum annuum, 579 nucleotides long. Its product is annotated as disease resistance protein RPV1-like. The record is from RefSeq and is a predicted model, not a curated record. Gene Ontology annotation, biological process: signal transduction. Bases 1 to 579 code for a protein of 192 amino acids. The transcript has 2 exons. Lineage: Eukaryota; Viridiplantae; Streptophyta; Magnoliopsida; Solanales; Solanaceae.
AUGCCAAUAAACUUAAUUGAUGUCCUAUUCACAAGGUUGUGUCAAUUUGGAAUUAACUCAUUUAAGGAUGAUGAUGGAGACACGAAAGUAGUUUCCCUGGAUCAACUUCUGCAAACUAUUGAAGGCUCAAGGAUUUCCUUUAUAAUUUUCUCAAAAUGUUAUGCCGACUCUAGAGAUUGUCUUGAUAAUCUAGUAAAAGUUGUUGAAUGGAAGCAUUUAUUAGUUCUACUUGUUUUCUACGACGUUGAUUCUUCUCAUGUUCACAAACAAACAGGCAUAUUUAGUGAUGCCUUGGCGAGACAGGAAGUACGCCACAGGAUAGAAAAGGUGGAGAAGUGGAAAGCUGCACUAACAAAAGUUGCAAAUCUAUCAGGAUGGCACUUGGAAAAUAUUGGACAAGGAUGCUUCUUAGUUAUCGAUGAAAGUAACGAACUCGCCAUGCACUGUACUAUUCGAGAUAUGGGAAGAGAAAUUAUUUGUCAAGAAUCACCAAAUGAGUCUAGCAAGCAUAGCAGGUUGUUCUUUGAGGCAGAUGUUUCUGAUAUACUUUUGGGAGACUUGAUUAACUGUACCCUUUAA